AUGGAUUCCUCUUCCGACGAAGAUGACGACCACCACACCCUGAUCCACCAGUACUCCACAAAACCCCGAACUCCUCCCUCCGCCACCGCCACCGCCACCGCUGCCGCGGCAUUCCACGUCGAGGAUCUCAACUCACGGUUCCAGCGACUCAAUUGCAAGCUCCAGAAGAGGUACAUUAUCGCCGUUAUCUUUCUCCUCAUCUUAUUUCUCCUCUUCUCAAUUCCCAAUCUCCGGCAACAAUUCUCCGCCGCCACAUUCAUCUCCGAUUCCGUUUCCGAUCGAAUGAAGGAAGCGGAAUUACGCGCCAUUUACCUCUUGCGCCAACAACAACUAACUCUCUCAACCGCUUUCAAUCGCACAUUCCAAACCAACUCUUCCGAUCCGAACCGAAACCCGAACCUAUUGGAAGAUCUGAAAUCUGCACUAUUCAAACAAAUUUCAAUCAACAACGAGAUUCAACAGAUUCUAUUGAAUACGCAUAAGACAGGAAAAAACGUGGUUGAUCCUGAAUUCAAUUUCGGAAGUUUUGAUGUUGGGAAUUACGAUAGAUGUAGAACAGUUGAUCAGAAUUUAUCUCAGAGAAAAACCAUUGAAUGGAACCCUAAAGAAGGGAGAUUUUUGGUUGCUAUUUGUGUUUCUGGUCAAAUGUCAAACCAUUUGAUUUGUUUAGAAAAGCACAUGUUUUUCGCUGCUCUUCUUAAUAGGGUUUUGGUGAUUCCGAGUUCGAAAGCUGAUUUUCAAUAUGAUAGAGUUGUUGACAUUGAUCACAUAAACAAAUGCUUAGGGAAAAAAGUUGUUAUUUCCUUUGAUGAAUUUGCUAACGUUAAGAAGGGUCACUUGCACAUUGAUAAGUUUCUUUGUUAUUUUGCUUUGCCUCAACCUUGUUAUUUGGAUGAUGAAAAGUUGAAGAAGUUGAGUGGUUUGGGUUUGUCUAUGAGUAAACCUAAGGCUGUUUGGGAGGAUGAGGAUACUCGGAAGCCAAAGAAGAAGACUGUUCAAGAUAUUAUGGCUAAGUUUUCUUAUGAAGAUGAUGUUAUGGCGAUUGGGGAUGUGUUUUAUGCUGAUGUGGAGCAUGAAUGGGUUAUGCAACCGGGUGGACCGAUUGCUCACAAAUGCAAGACGCUGAUUGAACCUAGUCGGCUUAUUAUUCUUACUGCUCAGCGUUUUAUUCAGACAUUCUUGGGAAGGAACUUUGUUGCGUUGCAUUUUCGGAGGCACGGUUUUUUGAAAUUCUGUAAUGCUAAAAAACCAGGUUGCUUUUACCCCAUUCCUCAAGCAGCAAAUUGCCUCGCAAGGGUGGUUGAGAGGGCCGAUGCACCCAUCAUAUAUCUUUCUACUGAUGCAGCUGCAAGUGAAACUGACCUACUUCAGUCACUGGUUGUGCUGAAUGGCAAGCCUGUUCCACUUGUAAUUCGGCCAGCUCGGAAUAUAGCAGAAAAAUGGGAUGCUUUGUUAUACAGACAUCACAUUGAAGGAGAUCCACAAGUGGAAGCUAUGUUGGACAAGACUAUUUGUGCCAUGUCUAGCGUGUUCAUCGGAGCACCUGGUUCUACUUUCACUGAAGACAUCUUGCGGCUGAGAAAGGACUGGGGAUCAGCAUCACAGUGUGAUGAGUACCUUUGCCAAGGUGAAGAGCCAAACUUUGUUGCGGAAAAUGAAUGA
This is a messenger RNA of Vicia faba (fava bean), 1662 nucleotides long. The record is from the annotation of a GenBank genome assembly. Lineage: Eukaryota; Viridiplantae; Streptophyta; Magnoliopsida; Fabales; Fabaceae.